Molecule: messenger RNA, 2155 nt
Organism: Doryrhamphus excisus (bluestripe pipefish)
Lineage: Eukaryota; Metazoa; Chordata; Actinopteri; Syngnathiformes; Syngnathidae
Source: RefSeq, a predicted model, not a curated record
AUCCUGGAAAUCUGGUUUCCAUCAUUCCUGCUUGUAGCGGUGCUGUGCCAAUCAUCCAUGAUAUUGGGAGUAUAAAACUAAAUUAUCCAUAAUGAAGGCUGACCAAUUAAACACCUUCCUACUGGCUGCCACGUACACAGUACACAUAGUAUACUGCAAUAGUUUCAUGUAAUACUCUACCCCAUUACACGUCUGGCCAGCAGGGUGCAGUGUUGUACUUUGGAUGUCCCCACAGUGACUGAUAGUACAGUACUGCACAAUAACCACUGCAUCCACCAGGGGGAGACAAUGUUCUACUGUAUGUGUGUGGGUGUGCACGUGCGUGAAGGCCCUCCCUCAGCGGGGUCAGGUGGUGCCCCCCCCAGCCCAGGAGUGCAGACAUGAAGCGUACGCUGGUGUGUGUGCUGAUGGCCGCCUGGAGCCUGGGAAGCGGCGCCCAGAUGGUCAAGCAGCCGGUGGGGGACGUGCACGCCGAGCAGGGUGAUGCCGUGACGCUGGGCUGCAGCUACCAAAGCUCCGGAGCUAACGACUACAUCUUCUGGUACAAACAGGAAGGCCGGGCGGCGCCAGAGUUCAUCCUGAGCCGCUUCAAGAUCGGUCAGGGCAAGACGGAGAGUCGCUUUGAGAAGAGGUUCAGCUGCAGCAUUGAUGCCGGCGCCCUGCAGGCUCCGCUGGAGAUCCAAGACGUGCAGAUGAAGGACUCUGCUGUCUACUACUGCGCCCUGCAGCCCACAUGUGUGUCUGGAAUGAACCGAUUACUUUUUGGAAGCGGAACCAGGCUGACGGUGGAAGUCCAGGAGGACCUGGAGCCGUCCUUCUACAAACUGGAGGGGAACGUGACGGCUUGCUUGGCCGCCGGCUUCAGCAGACAAAACGCCACGGAGAAGGCGGGGAAAGGAGACGUGUUCCGGGGGUCGCACGGCGUGCGGAUAUCGGGCGACUCGCUGUACAAUCAGGUGACGCUGCUCUCGGCCGAGCACGCCGACUCGUGUGAGAAAGGUUACAGCGGACCGGGCCGGUGCCGGGACGCGUUGGUGCCAGACGAGAAGAUCAACCUGGUCUCUCUCACGGUCCUCGUCCUCCGUAUCGUCUUCGCCAAGACGCUGGCCAUCAACGGCGUCCUGACGCUGCGCCUGUGGCUGGCUCCGCCCCAGUAGGCCUCCAUGCGCCGCCACCAUCGGCUCUGACUGCUGGGAGGACUGGAAGUGGUCGUCAAAGCACGGAGUCACCGACAUCAGCUGUGGUUGGGACAGGAUGUGGGGGCAGGGCCAACGGAGGUCAGGUGCUCCAACACUUUUCAUCAUCGUCUUCGCUUACCGUCUGUCACAUGACCUCCGCUGCCGUGACAGGAAGUGUACGACUUGGCUCCCUGAGUGCGGCGGCGCUGCAGGCAGGAAGUACAGGCCUGCUAGCGGUGGCCGCAGGGAGGCUUCCAGGUCACAGCAUGCACACGUGCGCUGUUGUGCAUGUUGUGUUUGCGACACAGCAACAACCUGGCAUACAAGGCUCGAGGUCCAGGCCACUUCAUUCAAAUCUCUGCUGGCGGCUCGUGCUGCGUUCAGGAAGCGCUGACUGUGGGACUUGAAGAGAGAACUAACCCCCCCCCCAUUACAUCAUCACGGUGCAGUCACAGGGAGCGUCGUGGACCAUGGUAGCGAAGGUCGGGAGUGUAGUAAAGAAAUGCAUAUUGAAUCAAAUCAAAUAUUUCCAAGCAUAAAAUGGCUCAAUGAAAUCAAAGAUAAAUAAAAGGCAGAAGAGGCAUCCUAUUGGUGGAUGUCAAAGUCCACAUUGGCCACCAGGUGGCAGUAAUCAGUGAGGCGGGCACUGGACUUGUCACCACUGUUUUCCCACGCAAACACAUUUAGUGAUGCAUAUUCAAAUCCAAUUAAACCAUUACCAUGACAUGACAUGACAUGACAUGACAUGACAUGACAUGACAUGACAUGACAUGACAUGACAUUACAUGACAUUACAUUACAUUACAUUACAUUACAUUACAUUACAUUACAUUACUAUUACCAUUUCAUUACCAUUACCAUUACAUUACCAAUACAUUAUCAUUACCAUUACAUUGCCACACAUUACCAUUACAUUACCAUUACCAUUACAUUACGUUACCAUUAUCAUUACAUUUCCAUUAUAAUUACAUUACAUU